CCCAAAAAUCAAGCUGAAACCUUUUGUGUAUUUUUCACUUAAAUCCACCACAAAUGCCAAUAAAGAAUCACUGCGUACGGCCAGGGCGUGCGGCACUGCGGUGGGAGAAGCAAGUUAUUUCGCGAUGCUUCCUCGUGAUAAGAAGAGGAGUCAUGUGACACGACAACGCACCAAAUAUGGAAGAAUCGGUGACUCUAUCGCCCGUAAUAUUCGGCGUACCUCGGAGCCUCUCGGAAAUUCUCGGGAAAAAGUCGAAAAUUCCCAGCGGCCAGUGCGGUCAGGGAAAGUUUAGCCCCGCGACUCUCGGACGUGUCCUCAUCAUGGCACCGAAAAGGAAAGCGGUCCCAGAGCGUAAGACGUCCAGGAAGAAACCAACAAUCCCUUCAAUCGAAUCAUUUUUCGCCCGUGUUCCUCAGCAAGAGAACAACAACAACGCCGACGAUUCCCGAAGGGGUGAGCUGCAAAACAAGUCGUCAGAUACAGAGACCACUGUCACUACACAGAUGACGUCAGCAGAGACGGACCGGGAGAAGGCGCCGACCACAGCCACUACACAGAUGACGUCAGCAGAGACGGAGAAGGCGCCGACCACAGCCACUACACAGAUGACGUCAGCAGAGACGGAGAAGGCGCCGACCACAGCCACUACACAGAUGACGUCAGCAGAGAAGGAGAAGGCGCCGACCACAGCCACUACACAGAUGACGUCAGCAGAGAAGGAGAAGGCGCCGACCACAGCCACUACUCAGAUGACGUCAGCAGAGACGGAGAAGGCGCCGACCACAGCCACUACUCAGAUGACGUCAGCAGAGACGGAGAAGGCGCCGACCACAGCCACUACUCAGAUGACGUCAGCAGAGACGGAGAAGGCGCCGACCACAGCCACUACUCAGAUGACGUCAGAAGAUACAGAGACGGAGACCCCGACGUCUGCUAAUUGUGACUGCAAAGGAUGUACCAUGAAAGGUCCUACUGCGUUUCAGCCAAAAGAUCCUGCAGUCCUCGGUACAUUUCAGAACAAGGGCAGAAAGUUCCUCUCCAGCUGGUACACGGACCGCGGGUGGGUCACACUGUGCACACAACGGCGCAAGGUGUUCUGUGCCACUUGUCGCUACGCUACACAACGUAAGCUCUUCGCCCUUUCUACUAAAGUCGAACCUGCCUUCGUAUUUUACAACUCGAGUCUGAAACAGAGAAAAAGAAAGCAGUUAUAUCAAUUAAAGCAUUUCAAUCUUUGUUGGUGAAACACAGGACGGCCCAUAAUUGUGGCCUAGUUUUACAAGACGUAAUACUUUAUUGGGAAUGAAUUGCGUCAGAUGCCCCGCCCUCAAGUCGCGUGGGCCAGUAAGUUUUCCCUGAAGAUGUCACUAAACUCAGCUAUCUAUGUCAGCAAAAUUUGCCGACCAAAAUGCAGGAAAUAGCGUUUCAGAGGGUCUAGAUUUCAAAUUUUUCCGGGGGAGCAUGCCCCCGGACCCCCCUAGUAGGGUCGCGCCUUCGGCGCGACCGCGCGCGCCUACGGCGCGCGCCCAGGCGAAUUCGGUCAUAUUGAGGUGGAUCAAAUCUCGCCCCCCCAGUCAA
Branchiostoma floridae (Florida lancelet) is the source of this 1578-nucleotide messenger RNA. Its product is annotated as proteoglycan 4-like. The transcript has 2 exons. Bases 177 to 1244 code for a protein of 355 amino acids. Lineage: Eukaryota; Metazoa; Chordata; Leptocardii; Amphioxiformes; Branchiostomatidae. The record is from RefSeq and is a predicted model, not a curated record.